Salvelinus namaycush (lake trout) is the source of this 759-nucleotide messenger RNA. RefSeq lists its product as uncharacterized. The transcript has a single exon. The record is from RefSeq and is a predicted model, not a curated record. NCBI's taxonomy places the organism in Eukaryota, Metazoa, Chordata, Actinopteri, Salmoniformes, Salmonidae.
AUGUCUAACUUCAAAAUAUAUAUCACUGAUCAAAUACUGAUAACCUUGAUGAAGCUGAAGCUGAAUCUACUCCAGGGUGAUCUUGCUGAAUGCUUUGCUGUGUCCCGGGAAAUAGUGAGCAGAAUCCUUUCCUACUGGAUUGACACAAUGGAGGAGCACAUGAGGAUCUACAUUCCAUGGCUGCCGAGGGAGCCAAUCCAGAACACAAUGCCUCAGUGCUUCAAAGAGAAGUUCCCCAACACCACUUGAAUCAUCAAUUGCUCCGAAAACACUCUUCAGAAAGCACACAAUCUAGAUUCCAGAGGGGAGUCAUACAGCCACUAUUAUUCCAGAAAUACUCUACAGUAUUUGGUUGCCAUUUCUCCAUGUGGACUCAUUAUGUUAAUUUCUCCUGCAGAUGGAGGCAUAUGCAGUGACAAGUUCAUCACCCAAAACUCUGGCUUCCUGGAAUACCUUAGGCCUGGCGAUGAAGUUAUGGCAGACAGGGGCUUCACCAUCCGAGUUCUGCUGUAUGAGAGGAAGGUAAACCUUGCCUUCACCCAGAAAGGAGAGCAGCUGUCUGACGAGGAUGUCACAAGCACGAGAAGGAUAGCUAAUGUACGUAUACAUGUUGAGAGAGUUAUCAGAUGACUCAAGGUGUUCACAAUCCUCUCCUAGACUGUUCCCAUCAACCUGACGCACAAAAUGGACAAAGUCCUUAGAAUCUGUGCAGCCCUUGUUAACAUGCAAGGUGAGAUCAUCCAUGAGGAUGCCGAGUGA